Petromyzon marinus (sea lamprey) is the source of this 182-nucleotide messenger RNA. Lineage: Eukaryota; Metazoa; Chordata; Hyperoartia; Petromyzontiformes; Petromyzontidae. The record is from RefSeq and is a predicted model, not a curated record.
CUCUCCCCCAGCCUCCUCCUCCUCCUGCCUCCACCACUCCCGCAACUUUGUCGGGCCGCGGGGGGGCCUCACGGCUCAGUGAGUGACGCCGCGAGGAGUGAGGGAGCCGAGGACGGCAUGCGAGGGGGGCACGGCCGCGCGGAGCGGCCCACACAGCGUGGCGGAGGAGGCGGCACGGACAG